Messenger RNA from Siniperca chuatsi (mandarin fish), 1857 nucleotides. RefSeq names its product secretory calcium-binding phosphoprotein 8 (gene scpp8). NCBI's taxonomy places the organism in Eukaryota, Metazoa, Chordata, Actinopteri, Centrarchiformes, Sinipercidae. The record is from RefSeq and is a predicted model, not a curated record. The coding region runs from base 89 to 751 and encodes 220 amino acids. The transcript is spliced from 3 exons.
CCCCCAAGUCACCCAGUCUUGCCUAAUCCUCCCCCCUGGUCCCCUGCCCGUCACAGCCCUACCCAGCCUCUCUGUCCAGGGAGCAUAUAUGAGCAGCAGCCAGUCCUGCAUGGAAGUCACACAUCUUUCUGCACUGAAACAGAGAGUGAGCACAGCUGCACAGAAUCUCAUUGAUUUUCUACAGGAUUCAAGAGACGUUAUAAAGAAACUAGAGAACAGACCUGCUGCUACAGAAAACUUGCUUCCCUCCUUGGCAGAUAAGAACCAGUCAGAGAUGAAGCUCCUGACAACCGCCCUCGUCAUCGUUCUUCUUACAACAGCCUCUGCUAAGCCAACUGGUUGGCGUCGGCAUCAUGAUGCUGACAUCGCUGACAAUGGCUGGAAAAAGGGAUUGCUGGAUGGAAAACACGGGUGGUCUUCGCGGUCUACUGAAUCUUCCAGCUACAAAGACUCCUCUUCAGAGUCACGGGAAUCUAAUGAAUCGUCAGAAAGUGAAUCUUCGGAGGAGUCCUCUGAGGAAGUUCUAAUCACCGAUCAGACCACACCGGUCGUGACCACCACCGCCAUGAGCACCAUCACCACAGGAGACGGGAGUAUGCUCACCCCUGAACCAGACACAAUGAGCACAGAUGAGCCAACUAUUACUGUGACGACCCCACUAACAACACCGACACCAGGCAGUGUGAGUCAUUGUAUUACCGAGGAGAUUCCAACGCCAGUUUCCAUCACAGAAAACAGAGGAGACAACUAAGCGACUGUCAUUCCUGUUAACCAACUGCAAACAACAACUAACCACAUUCCCAUUCAAAAUGUGUCAUUUUCAGGAUAUAUCUGAGUCUAGUUGCAAGAGUUAAACCUCAGUGGGCUUGAUCAACUUAAGAAGCAAAAAGAUAUAAGUACAGAUACUGUGAGGCCAGUUUGAACUUAGAAGGUCAACUAGACUAACUAGCUAACAGUAUCACUAACCCGUCCAGGACGAGUUGUUGAAAAGUGACUUAAGAUGCGCUUCCGUUAAUGACCACUAGGUGCUUGAUAAAAAUAUUAUAUAUAUUGAAGUAAUUUUUUUACAACUAAAAUGCAAAUCUUGGUUUAGUUUGACAAGCAGCAGACAUCUAACCAAAACUGACCUAAAGAAGAAUAUGCAAAUGUGUAGAGAUAAUGUGUAUGAAUGAUGAUAAAUAAUCAACUUCUAGAAAGAACAGGUCACAAGUAAAGAGUUUUUAGGAACCCCCACUCUUAAAGUAUGUGACUCUAGAUAUGUUUAUAUAUGGUGACAUAACAUAAACAAAUCUGUGGCUCAGUCAUGUUUACCUUUAAAUAUUAACUGGUCCUGCUCAGGCAGGAUACUUUGGUGGAUUUCUUCCAGUGUGCCAAAAAUAGUAAAUUUCAGUGUUUCUACAUAGAUCUGCUCCUUAAAUACUGUUUAAGUAUUUAGUUUUAAUUUUUAGUAUUUUAUAAGGAUUUUGUCAAGUGUAUCUCCUGCGGCACAAGAUUGUUAAAACAAGUAGAUAGUAGAAGAUUGUCACUACUUAUAUGUUCCACAAAAAAAAAGACCAGAGUAUGUAUCCCACCGCAGUGUGUUUAUAGACUGUGGAGGGUGUGUCCUGUUUGUCUUGUCUUGUCUCGUCGGUUGUCUGUACAUACUGAAUAAGACUGAGUUAUGCCACAGUGGGUUGGUUUAAUUAUGGGUUGUGAAUUCAUCUUUUCCCAAAUAUGGCUUAGGGGGCUGAAGACAAUACCUUACUGUUGUCGGUUUGUUUCUGUUUUAACAUGUGUUGUACUUCAUUUUAUUAAACUGGAUUUAAUGUGCAUGAUUGAAUGUAUUUAAAUCUCUUCUAAUAAAGCAUCUAAAUUAGA